This is a messenger RNA of Chelmon rostratus (copperband butterflyfish), 3654 nucleotides long. Its product is annotated as liprin-alpha-3-like. Bases 1 to 3531 code for a protein of 1176 amino acids. Gene Ontology annotation, cellular component: presynaptic active zone. The transcript is spliced from 32 exons. The record is from RefSeq and is a predicted model, not a curated record. Gene Ontology annotation, biological process: synapse organization. NCBI's taxonomy places the organism in Eukaryota, Metazoa, Chordata, Actinopteri, Chaetodontiformes, Chaetodontidae. Gene Ontology annotation, molecular function: protein binding.
AUGAUGUGCGAGGUGAUGCCCACCAUUUCUGAGGAUGGGCGAAGCGGCACUGGCGGGGGCCCAGACGAAGGAGGCAGCACGGGGAACCUGGAGUCGUUAAUGGUCAACAUGCUGACGGAGAGGGAGAGGCUGCUGGAGAACCUGAGGGAGACGCAGGAGAGCCUGGGCACGGCUCAGCUCCGCCUCCGCGAGCUCGGGCACGAGAAGGAGUCGCUCCAGAGGCAGCUAUCCAUUGCUCUGCCACAGGAGUUUGCUGUGUUGACUAAAGAGCUGAACGUUUGCCGGGAGCAGCUUCUGGAGAGGGAGGAGGAGAUUGCUGAGCUCAAGGCGGAGAGAAACAACACACGUCUGUUGCUGGAACACCUGGAGUGUCUGGUGUCUCGCCACGAGCGCAGUCUGAGGAUGACGGUGGUGAAAAGACAAGCCCAGUCCCCGGCAGGGGUCUCCAGUGAGGUGGAAGUCCUCAAGGCCCUCAAGUCUCUGUUUGAGCACCACAAGGCCCUGGAUGAGAAGGUUCGAGAGAGGCUGCGUGUGGCCCUCGAGAGGGUGUCCAUGUUAGAGGAUCAACUUGCAGCUUCUUCUCAAGAGGUAAUCUCUUUAAGAGACCAAAUUAAAAGACGUCAACAAGGGGUGGACGGCGGGAAAGAUCGACUACCCAACGGCCCCUCCACCGGCCUGGAGGACAGCGAGCUGGAAAGACAGCGAGAAGGGGAGAUAGAGCGGCAGAGAGCUGAACUCUCCCAGCUGAGGGAGAGGCUGGCCCUCAUGUGCCGGCAGGUUGGGGAAAUAGAGGAACAGCUUGCGGCCGCCAGGAGGGAGGUGACGAAGUCAGAGGAGGCCAAUCAGAAGCUCCAAAGGGAAGUGAAAGAGGCCCUUUGCCAAAGGGAGGACAUGGAGGAAAGGAUUACAACACUAGAACGCAGGUACCUCAGCGCCCAGAGGGAGGCGACUUCUCUACAUGACAUCAAAGACAAGCUGGAAAAUGAGCUGGCCAGCAAGGAAUCACUGCACAGACAGAGUGAAGAGAAGAACAGACAGCUGCAGGAACGUCUGGAUGAAGCCAAGCAGAAGCUCCAGCAGACCCUCCAGAGGGCAGAGACUCUGCCCGAGAUCGAGGCCCAGCUUGCCCAAAGGGUUGCUGCUCUCAACAAGGCUGAGGAGCGCCAUGGAAACUUUGAGGAGCGACUACGGCAAAUGGAAGCUCAACUCGAGGAGAAGAACCAAGAGCUGCAGAGGGCGAGGCAGAGGGAGAAGAUGAACGACGAACACAACAAACGCCUCUCGGACACAGUGGACAAGCUUCUGUCCGAGUCCAACGAGAGACUGCAGCUCCACCUCAAAGAGAGGAUGGCAGCGCUAGAGGAAAAGAAUGCUCUGUCAGAGGAACUAUCCAAUAUGAAGAAAAUCCAAGAUGAUCUUCUAGCUAAUAAGGAGCAGCUCCUUGCUGAGCUGGAGCGAAUCCAACUGGAGCUGGAUCAGCUGAGAGGCCGGCCUGGCUCUUCUUAUUCCAGAUCUCUUCCAGGGAGCGCCUCGGAGCUGCGGUACCCCCAGGGUGGAGGCUCGCUCCCGUCCGGCUACGGCAGCUCGUCUAGUGGGGUGGUGGUCAGGCGGGCACACCGUGGCCGGUGGGGGCCUCCUAGAGAUGAUAGCAACAAGUAUGGAGAGUGGGACAGUGGCACUAUGCUGGGUCCGGGGUUUGACGGUGGCGGCGAGGGAGGCGGCUCUGACGACGAGGACGACAGGGAGACUCUGUUCGGAUCGGAGCUGCUGUCUCCCAGCGGACAGACAGAUGUACAGACACUGGCCAUCAUGCUGCAGGAGCAACUGGAGGCCAUCAACAAGGAGAUUAAGCUGAUUCAGGAGGAAAAGGAGAGCACAGAGCUGAGGGCAGAGGAGAUCGAGAGCCGGGUCAGCAGCGUGGCCCUCGAUGCCUCCCCUCUCCCACCGUCCUCGCUGGGAGGUCGGGACAGUGUCGGGAGGGGGUACAUGACUCCCUCCAUCACCUCCUCCACGUUGGCGUCUCCCUCGCCACCCAGCUCUGGACAUUCCACCCCCCGCCUGCCGCAUUCCCCUGCCAGGGAGACUGACAGACAGGUGCUGAGUCGAACCCUACGAUUGGACCGAAUGACGCACACUCACCCGGGCGCAGGCCUUGAUGACCACCGUGAAUUUCGCAGUCUCUCUGCUGACGGUGUCACCACUGCAAGCCAGGAUUCCCUCCACAAAGCCAGCAAAAAGAAAAGCAUUAAGUCGUCCAUUGGCCGUCUUUUUGGCAAAAAGGAAAAGGGGCGGAUCGGUGCACCUGGGCGAGAAUCUGCCUCGCUGGCCUCCACGCCCUCCGAUGACCUGGGUUCAGCCGACCCGUUAGGCUUGACUAAACUCGGGACUGGGACAGUGGAAAAAGACCGGCGCAGCAAAAAGAAGCACGACCUGCUAGAGGAAGCCUGUCGUCAGGGUCUGCCUUUCGCCUCAUGGGACGGCCCGACUGUUGUUACAUGGCUUGAGCUGUGGGUGGGGAUGCCGGCGUGGUACGUGGCAGCGUGUCGGGCCAACGUGAAGAGCGGCGCCAUCAUGGCCAACCUGUCGGACACAGAGAUCCAGAGGGAGAUCGGCAUCAGCAACCCUCUGCACAGGCUCAAACUCCGCCUGGCCAUCCAGGAAAUGGUCUCCCUCACUAGUCCGUCUGCACCUGCAAGCACUCGCUCUUCAACCAGUAAUAUCUGGAUGACACAUGCUGAGAUGGAGUCUCUGACUGCUGCCACCAAACCAGAGCAGAAGGAGUUCAGCUGGGACCAGAUCCUGGCCUAUGGAGACAUGAACCACGAGUGGGUGGGAAACGAAUGGCUGCCCAGUCUUGGUCUGCCCCAGUACCGCUCCUAUUUCAUGGAGUCACUGGUGGAUGCCCGCAUGCUGGAUCACCUCACCAAGAAAGAACUUAGGGGCCAACUGAAGAUGGUGGACAGCUUCCACAGGGUGAGUCUUCACUAUGGCAUCAUGUGCUUGAAGCGCUUGAACUACGACAGGAAGGAGCUGGAGAGGAGGAGGGAUGAGAGUCAACACCAGAACCAAGAUGUAAUGGUGUGGUCCAACGAGCGAGUGAUGUGUUGGGUCCAGUCUAUAGGCCUGAAAGAAUUUGCUGACAACCUAUUAGAAAGCGGGGUGCAUGGGGCCCUCCUGGCGCUCGAUGACACCUUUGACUACACUGACUUGGCCCUCCUCCUGCAGAUACCCAAUCAGAACACACAGGCGAGGCAGCUCCUGGAGAAGGAGUACAAUGCUCUCAUCUCCAUGGGAACAGAGAGGAGGCCAGAUGAGGACGGCACGAAAACAUUUACACGGUCACCAUCAUGGAGGAAGAUGUUCAGGGAGAAGGACCUCCGCGGCGUGACCUCCGACUCCUCGGAAACGUUACCUGCCAACUUCCGUGCCUCGGCCAUCUCAACCCCCUCUGUCACCCUGAGAAAAGUCCAGAGUGAAGUAAACUCUGGUCCGAGAGGAGAGUCGGGGUCCGUGAGAACAUAUUCCUGCUAAAAGAUAAGCACACCAGAACCCCACCUCCAUCCUUACCCCAGGAAAAAAAAAGUAAACACAUUUUUGAAGAAGAAAAAAAAAAGAAGUGAGGAUCAAAAUCAGAAAUGGACACUGGAAGAUGAC